CUAAUAAAUUGGGACUUGAAGAGAAGCUUCAGUCGUCGAUACAAAUAGAAUCUGAGUCAUUAAGUCGGUCGAAUGAGCUUGAUCAGAUGCGUGAGAAAUUGGAACAUCGGAAGUUGUUGAUGGGGAAGAUGUCUAUGCGUUCCAAGGUUGUAAAAGAGAAGGUCAGAAAGCAGGAGGAACGACUUAGUGGUGAAAUUAGAUCUCUUUUGGUUGGUGGGAGUUCUAUUUCUGUGGCUAACAAACGCAUGCAGGACUCAAGUAGAUUACUUGCUGGAGAAAAAGGUUAUGGUCAUUUGAAAAAUUUGCAGAAAUCAUUGAGAUUGAGGCAGCAGUAUAUGGUCACGCAGGUCACCUUGCUAUAUCCAGUAAAGGUUGUGGUCAGAAAAUCAUCUGAGCAAGAACUUGAAUCAUUUCGUAGUAGUAUUAAGUCAGGUGUUCCUGAUGGAUCAAAACCUCUCGACCAGGGCACAUUGACCAUCUCCGGACUGCACCUCACUGUGGUCUCUUUUACAAAAAUGAGUUUUUUUACUGACAAGAAGGAGGUUCAGCGAUCAUCAACUGCUCUUGGAUAUGUAGCUCAUGCCGUGUCUCUUAUUUCUUCUUAUUUGCAAGUCCCUCUGCGCUAUCCAUUACGCUUAGGAGGUUCUCGAUCAUUUAUACGUGACUAUUCCCCUUCAGUUGAACUUUCAGCUUCCAGUACGUCUCUGGAUACAGUAAUAUCUACGAGCUCAAAGCCCGUAGAAUUUCCUUUAUUUAUUGAAGGUCAAGACUCAACAAGAGCAGCGUACGCUGUAUUCCUGCUAAACAAGGAUUUAGAGCAACUCUUGAAUUUUAUCGGUGUUAAGAGCGUAGGACCUCGACAUAUAUUAGCAAAUCUAAAGGAGCUUACAUUAACAGUUCUUUCCCAAGAGUACAUAGAUAUGUGAAAGUUUCUGUAAAUGGAUUGAUUACUUGUAUUCUAGAUUAGAAGGGUACUGCUUUUGGCCGUGCACCUUAAAUUCUUUGCCUAUUUUCCAAAUCAGUGCCAAUUAUAUUUGAUGUUAA
Molecule: messenger RNA, 1044 nt
Organism: Salvia splendens (bonfire salvia)
Lineage: Eukaryota; Viridiplantae; Streptophyta; Magnoliopsida; Lamiales; Lamiaceae
Product: UV radiation resistance-associated protein
Exons: 6
Coding region: 87-926 (279 amino acids)
Biological process (GO): SNARE complex assembly
Cellular component (GO): lytic vacuole; endosome
Molecular function (GO): SNARE binding
Source: RefSeq, a predicted model, not a curated record